Messenger RNA from Penicillium nucicola, 810 nucleotides. RefSeq names its product O-methyltransferase. NCBI's taxonomy places the organism in Eukaryota, Fungi, Ascomycota, Eurotiomycetes, Eurotiales, Aspergillaceae. The transcript is spliced from 3 exons. Gene Ontology annotation, molecular function: O-methyltransferase activity. The record is from RefSeq and is a predicted model, not a curated record. The coding region runs from base 1 to 810 and encodes 269 amino acids.
AUGACCAAAGAUCAGAAAGCUUUCUAUAAACCCGAAGAGGCCAUAUAUCAUAACGAUGGCCGAGAAGAGCGACUGCUGCAAUUUAUCCGCGCUCAUCCUGGAUAUAACGAGAUGCAAGGAAAUGCCACUCGAAUUCUAGAUGCAAUCGACGAGUACGGUCGUACAACUGACUUCUUGAUGAACGUCGGUUCCGAGAAAGGGAAAGUUGUGGCCCAAGAGUUGAUCCCCAAAUUGCAGCCUGAUCUCAUGGUUGAGCUAGGAGGAUAUGUUGGCUACUCUGCGUUGCUUUUUGGGGCUGCCUUGCAGAAAGCCGGUGGUAGGAAGUACAUGAGCUUUGAGGCAAGUGCCAAGUUCGCUGCCAUAUCCAGUGCACUUAUUGAGUUGGCUGGAUUGGAUGACAUCGUGGAAGUCCGUGUCGGUCCUUGCCGGGACUCUAUUCGGCAACUGCGACAAGAAUACUCUACUGGUGUUGUUGAUGUUUUCUUCAUUGACCAUGCCAAACUGGAGUACGCCAAUGACCUGAAGCUUUGCGAAGAAUUGGGUCUCGUUGGGCCAGGCACAACUGUCAUUGCUGACGAUACGAACUCACCCAACAUUCAUGACUACCUGAAAUAUGUUCAGUCAUCUACAAGUGAGAAAGUGACCAAGAUAGAAGUGGAGAAAGAGUCAGUUGAUACCAAGGGAGCUGCCGACAAGUCUUUUGGAGAUCCCUAUCUGGUGUAUGAAAGCUCACCCAUCAACGGCGUUGGUCCUACAGGAGAACCUGAUGGAUUGGAGGUUUCUACCUGUGUGCGCAUUGAAUCUCACUGA